CGUGUCAAAUUAUUCGCCUUCAAGGCCACCUGGAAUCUAUCGCACCCCUGACGCCUGUCAUCCGGGCCCGACUCUGUGUCACGCUCAUUCCGGAGAGGGCGAUAAUAAACCUGACUACAAGUGACAAUAUGCACCUCCGAAACGUCGAUGGGCUCAUGAUCGUUUAGGAGAAUUGGCUGUUCCGAAGAUGCUACCCUGAGGUCGUAGGUCGCAGAGACCUACAUAUAUCAUAUCAGCCGGCGACAGUUACUUUGAGAGAAUUCAAAGACACACUCGUUAGGCACUUCCACAUCAAGCGCACUUAAUUCAAUCUCGUUCAACAUGCGCUCCGCUUUCACACUACUCCCGCUACUCGCUUUUGCGGCAAACAUUAUCGCAGCCCCGACGCCACUGCGUCAAGUUGCUAGAGCAGUUCCAGACAUCAAGUCUGUGAUCCGCAAUCCAGCACCCAUCGACGAAACGCUCCUGGUCUCGUUAAAUGGCCACCCAAUUGUUGACGUGGAUCUUUCGAGCGUUCCGAAUCCGAAAGACGUUCUCAUCGGCAGAGCUGCUCCCGCCAUCGACAGAACGAUUGUGAACCCUAUCGACGUUGUUGGAAGGUCUGCUCCCGCCAUUGACAGAACGAUUGUGAACCCUAUCGACGUUGUUGGAAGGUCUGCUCCCUCCAUUGACAGAACGAUUGUGAAUCCUAUCGACGUUGUUGGAAGGGCUGCUCCCGCCAUCGACAUAACGGUUCUAGAUCCCGUCGAUAUCGUCAAUUGAGCUCAUCCCUAAUCGCGAAGAUGAUGGGGCACAAAGCCACCGAGAGUUACUUGAUGCGCGGACUGGCCGAUUGGAUUUCAUCAUAGCAACGUAGCAAAAUACACAAAAUGUCAUCUUUCAUCUCUUCGCGAUAUGCUAUGUAUGCUGUU
This is a messenger RNA of Cucurbitaria berberidis CBS 394.84, 911 nucleotides long. RefSeq lists its product as uncharacterized. Lineage: Eukaryota; Fungi; Ascomycota; Dothideomycetes; Pleosporales; Cucurbitariaceae. The transcript is spliced from 3 exons. The record is from RefSeq and is a predicted model, not a curated record. Bases 322 to 762 code for a protein of 146 amino acids.